Esox lucius (northern pike) is the source of this 3789-nucleotide messenger RNA. It is a transcript of the gene ccar2, whose product is annotated as cell cycle and apoptosis regulator 2. Gene Ontology annotation, cellular component: DBIRD complex; nucleus. The record is from RefSeq and is a predicted model, not a curated record. Lineage: Eukaryota; Metazoa; Chordata; Actinopteri; Esociformes; Esocidae. Bases 326 to 2668 code for a protein of 780 amino acids. Gene Ontology annotation, biological process: RNA splicing; regulation of DNA-templated transcription. Gene Ontology annotation, molecular function: RNA polymerase II complex binding. The transcript has 19 exons.
GUUUAUUCUCUUUUCGUUCAGUUUGACUAAACGUUUUGCAACUAAGACGUUUUGUUAGGGUAGAAUGAAUACACCCCACAUUCUUGGCCACGCACUCUGGUACGGUAGAUGUCGCCGGUGUAACCAACUUUCAGUUGGUUGCGAUCCGCCAACGCCAAUACAAUUAGAAGAAGAAUAUGUACUAGCUGUACCACAUGACCUGCCCCACUUCAAAACAAACAUAAAAAGCAUUAGUCGGGGGGAAAUUGAGGACUUUUCUGAAAAUCUGACACAGGAAGGAGCAGGACCAGACUGAUCCAGCUAAGGAGCCAUACUGAGCAGAGACAUGGAUUGUCAGAUAAAACAGCGUGUCUUCACUGGGGUCGUGACCCAGCUCCAAGAGCAUUAUGGAAUUGUGGACCAGGAAGUUCGUUUUCAGAAAAGUGUGGUGAAGGGGAGAGUUCCAGCGGUGGGGGAGAGAGUACUAGUGAAGGCUGUCUUGGAUCUGUCUCAUUCCCACAGCUGGAAUGCCCAGAGAGUACAAAGCCUAACAGAACACACACCGACAUCCAAGUGCCCGCCCCCACUCCUGCCCUCCAUGAUGCCUGCACAUGGACCUAAACCAGGCAUUAUGGGGAACAAGCCACAGCCUCUCCUCAAAUCUCCCAAGAUCCCUCCUCUCAUCCCCAGCAUCCUUCACACUGUGGCCAAGCCGGGUCUGCUGCAGACCCCAUCGUGGGGGUGUCAGUUUGAGGGCUGGGGAAGAGGCACCAGGAAGAGACCCGCUGACGCCGGGAGACGGGGAGACCGCCGGGAGGACAGUGGAGUCCGGGGUUGUGACUUGAAGCGUAGGAGGUGGGAGGAGGAGAAGGAAGCGCAACCCAAAAAGAUCUCUACUCCACCUCAGAGUCCCGUCCUCUUCUCCUGCUUCUCCAGAGAUUGCAUGUCAUGUGACAGUCUGGAGCUGCAGCGUCGCUACCCCCACCUGUCUCUCCCCCCCUCCGUCUGUCACCUGUCAGUCAGCUGGACUGACAGCUUCCCUCCGUCCCAGCCCCUGUCCUUUCCACUGCCAGAGCCCUGCCUCUACCACAUAGGCCCCGCCCAGCCUGAGGCCGACCAACACACACACACAGAGAGAGAGGGAGCGGAGUACACUGUGAAGGUGCUGCUGUUGUCCAUGACGAGCUCAGAGGAGCUGUACAGACAGUGCUGUGGGCUGCAGGAUCAGACCGAACCACAAGAGGGCACUGUGCACCCAGCCUCUCUCAUCAAGUUCCUGUUGGGGCAGGUGGGAGGGGAGUUUCGGGUCCUGGGGGGUCCAUGGUCCCCUGAGAAGGAUGGAGGUGGUCCAGGUCCACUAAAGGAACCUCAGGCGCUAAUGAGAACUGCCCUGCGGUGUGUGAAGGAACAGACUGGACUGGACCUCAGUUCCUGCUCCCAUUGGUAUAAGAUGGCAGAGCUGAGCUAUGUGUGUGAGGGGAAGGUAGAGACCGUGGUGUUUCUGCUACCUGAUGUCUGGCGAAUCGUACCUACAGAAGAGGACUGGAACACACUCAGGACACAGGAGGAAGGGGCCACUCUCCCUGCAUCUCCAUGCCUGGUUGUGAAGCCUCCCCCUGGGCUAACCCUCUGCCCCGUUGCCCUCUCCUCACUGCUGGAGCAGCCCACUUCCGCAACUAGGGAGGCCUUUGAGGUGGGCUUGCUGGCCGAGUUGUUUUGUGAGAUGCUUCAGAGGGACUUUGGUCUGGUUCUCUACCAGUGUCUCUGCUCCCUACCACCUACACACAAACCCUUGGAAGAUGACAAGACAAAGAAUGUCAAUAGGCCCAGAGUGAGGGAUGACAGGAGGAGUAAAAGAUUUCAGGAAAGAGGAGAGACCAGAGGGAGAUCCACAGAGGAUAGGGAGGAUGAGACGGAUGAUGAUGGUGAAGAAAUGGAUGAUAAACAAAUCAAGGAUGAGAGAGAGCCAGAAAGAGAAAAUAUGGAAAAGCAAGGGCCACCGUGUGAGGGUUUGGACUGCCUCCUAAAGCACAAUGUGCUUUCUCGUAGGGUGUUGUUGGCCUGUGUGUUCUUUGACAGACAGCUGACGGGAACCCUCCGACAAGCAGACCUCCACAACAUCUUCCUGUCACUUGGGUUGUGGCUAACACCCGCCCAGGUCCAGGUGUUGCUGAAUAAGGUGUGUGUGGAGGGGCUGUGUCCAUACAGGAAGCUAGCCUUUCGCUGGGAGGAGACAGAACACGCAGAACCUGACAACAGCAUGGAAGGUAACCGCAGGUUGUUCCCUGGAGCUCCAGUGAAAGAGAAGACGUGCGGCCGGAGGUCUGGGAGUUCCAGGGGGACCGCAGCAGGCGUAGGGGCUGAGGUGGUCACCUACAGAGGCAGUGUGGUCAACAUCCCCAGCCUGCUUAAGGCCCUGGAGGCUGCCGACAGGACAAGGCUGGCCCUGGAGCAGCGUGUCGCUGCCCUACAGAACACACUGGUGGAUGCUGCAGCUGUCACUCAGGGCCAAGAGGAGGGUCUUAGUAGCAGGCUGGAGCAGGUGGAGCUUCGUAGCUCGUCCUAUGAGAAGAAGCUGAAGGAGGAUGCCGGUCACAUGAUCGCUCUCAUCCACAAGAUGCAAGAAAUGGUGGACAAGACAACAAGCCUGACCCAAUCAAAAACAGGGGCAGAGGAUGAAGAACACUGACUCCCAGAAUGAAGAAGAUGAACUUGAUGAUUACAAAACUAAACACACACACACACACUGUCUCUUUCUACCAGACUGUCACCACCCAAGUUGCCUGGUCUCCAGGUUACAGCUCACAGCCGAUAUUCAUGGAUUGCACCUUCGUCACUUGGUUGUGUCGUUGCGAUGGUAACUUGCUAACAAUCUAUAGACACUGCAGCCAUAUUGAUGACCAGAAGUUAAACGGGCUGAUUACUCCUUUGUCAAAAUUAAACUGUACAGGCUUUGAAAUACGACAACUAAAUCCUAAAGUAGGAUAAUAUUUAGUAGAAAACAACAUUGUCAUCAUUAUAAUAUGAAAUGUACUUUUACAGAUAGCAAUGUGGUCAUUAACGAGCAUAGUCAGUCUAGAAUAGACUGCAAUGCUAGAGUAGCUAUCCAGGCUAAGGUUUGUUCUAGUUUGGUGGACUCCCCUCAUCGUGAUCUAGUUAAUUAACUUUAUACUGCAUCUAAAAUCUAUUUAGUGACAUAAUGGUUUAGCCAUUAAUUCUUUGUUUUCUUUAGACAUGCUAUCGUGUUUUCGUGCCUUAGUUACUGCACUUUAGACUCCGUCUAGAUAAGUUCCCAUUGAGGAUGCAUUAAGUGGAACACUCAUUUGGACAUCAGUCCCAAAACCGGUGUUCGGAUCAGUAUUGUGACGCAACGUCCAAUCCAUGAAUAAGCAUUGGAUAUCAUUGGUUUAAUGAAAUUUAGUGGAAGUGACCAUAAAAUUCUAUGGAGGUGACCUUCUACUUAGGUAUUUGGCAUAAGGUGCUGACAUGAUUGGUUGUUAUAUUAAACUGAUUAAGCCAAUGCCUAUGAACCGGUAAUUUCUUCUGGUCUCUAUUUGUUAACAAAGGUCAAGUUUGACUGGGUGGUCAACAAGGGAAAUGCAUGACGCCAGUUCAACUCUAGUGCAAAAUUAUAAUAUUAACUUUUAUUUAUUUCUCAACUGACUCCCCAAUUCUGAACACAUCAGGAGGUAUUUAUUUUUUUAUGUCAUGAUGAUGUCAAUGUUUCCGCAAGCAUUCUUCCUUCAACAUAUCUACUUCCAUCCAUUGCUCUGAUGUCAAUAGGAAUAAAGGUGUUUGAGUUUGAAAACA